CAAAUUAUUUUGAUUUCAAUUCCCUCUUUUUUGCGGAUCUGAAGAAGCCAUUGGGGAAGGAGGGGAGCGCCGACAGAGGGCUUCGCCGGAUCCGGAUGAAGAGGAGACGGAGGAAGAUGGUGUCUACAUUGGUGAAUUCAGUCUCAAACCCCCUAGCACUGCUCCAAUAGGUAUUUAGCACAAGCUGUUCUUUCAUGGAUGAUGGGAUGGCUUGUGGCAAGUAUGGGAGAAAGAAUGUUGAUUUUAUGCUUUGGAAGUGGCAGCCCCAUGACUGUGAUCUCCCAAGGAUUAACGCGGUGUCUCUGCUGGAGAAGUUGAGGAACAAAAGGGUUGUGUUUGUGGGGGAUUCACUCAAUAGGAAUCAAUGGGUUUCAAUGGUCUGUCUGAUUGAGUCAUCAAUCCCAAAUGCCACUCUCAAACAUGUCAAUUCAAAUGACUCCUUGGUAACUUUUGAGGCCAUUGUAAGUCCAUUUUGUUCCUAGCUUCUUUUUGUUUUCUUCUUCUUAUUGAGAUAUUGCCAAAUUAGGGCUCAACUGGUGAGCCUAAGAGAUAUGUGUUUUGAUAUCUCCCGAUAUUAGGAUCUUUUAUGGGUGUCAGGUGAAGCCAAAACAUGAUUCAAAUUUGAUAUCUUCAGAUACUACAAUCAUUUUUAAAUAAGGUAUUUGAUAUCUCCCAAAUUUGGAAGCAAUAUCAAUGCAAGAGUUUGAUAUCUCCCUCAACUGUCAACCAUUCUUGCUCUUAGCCAUAACCGGUGCUGGUCACCCACUGCCGACCACGGACCACCCUUGUAAGAUCUCCCCAAACACUAUUUUCAGAGUUAAGAUCUCGUAUCAUUUCUUUAACUCAUAUCAUAUCAACCCUCCAAAACUCACCACAUAGGACAUACAAAUUAAAUGGAAUUUUGAGCCAUGUGUUGUUCCAUUCUUGCAAUUUGGAUUUGUGGCUAACUUGGGUGUAUGAUAUCAUGGGUUAAAAAAAGGAGUACAAUGCAAAAAUAGAAUUCUAUUGGGCUCCAUUGCUGGUGGAAUCAAACUGUGACAAUCCUUCUUACCACCGUGUGGAGGAUCGCAUUGUGAGGGUAGAAUCCAUUGAGAAGCACGGUAGGCAUUGGAAGGACGCCGACGUGCUUGUGUUUAAUUCCUACAUUUGGUGGCGGUUUAUGAAAAUGAAAGUCCUGCGGGGAACAUUUGAAAGUGCAGAAGCAAAUUAUGAAGAACCGGGAAUGCUGCGUGCUUUCGAAAUGACACUAAAGACGUGGUCAGAUUGGCUGGACAUUCAUGUUAAUCGAACCAAGACCAGAGUUUUCUUUGUUAGUAUGUCACCUACUCAUUCCAGGGCUGAAGAAUGGGGAGGGCAAAAGGGUCAGAACUGCUACAACGAAACCGAGCCAAUAAAAAACCCAGAAUACUGGGGAGUAGACUCAGACGUAAACAUGAUGAAACUGGUGGACGCUGCCGUGUAUAAUCUGCGAAGCAAAGGCCUAAGCAUAGAACUACUCAACAUAACACAACUAUCAGAGUACCGGAAAGAUGCCCAUUCGUCAAUCUACAGAAAGUUUUGGGAUGCCCUCAAGGACGAACAACUGUCAAGCCCGAGUAGCUAUGCCGAUUGUCUUCAUUGGUGCCUUCCCGGAGUCCCAGAUGUCUGGAACCAACUCUUAUACAUGCACCUUCUUUAUUUGUGACUUGACAUUGUGUUCCUUUUUUUAAAGAAAGAAAUUGAAAUUAUAGUUUACAAAUAUUUCAUACUUCAUUCGUCCCACAAUGAAUUACACUCUUUACU
This is a messenger RNA of Cuscuta campestris, 1782 nucleotides long. The record is from the annotation of a GenBank genome assembly. NCBI's taxonomy places the organism in Eukaryota, Viridiplantae, Streptophyta, Magnoliopsida, Solanales, Convolvulaceae.